Messenger RNA from Gossypium raimondii (Peruvian cotton), 4203 nucleotides. RefSeq names its product PH, RCC1 and FYVE domains-containing protein 1. Gene Ontology annotation, molecular function: metal ion binding. Lineage: Eukaryota; Viridiplantae; Streptophyta; Magnoliopsida; Malvales; Malvaceae. The record is from RefSeq and is a predicted model, not a curated record. The transcript is spliced from 9 exons. Bases 538 to 4041 code for a protein of 1167 amino acids.
GAAAAUAAAAAGAAGUGCAUGGGCAAUGUCUUCUCAAAUCUUUUCAACCUGUCAGGCUACUUGCAGCCUUUUUCAUCUUUGACCACCUCCUGGUUUUUUUUUUGAAUAGCUCUACUCUACACUACAACAGUCGGAGAAAAAAACAACUCAAGCUCACCUUCUCCUUGUUCUCCGGUAACCUCCGCCUGCUCCGCCGGCAGUUCCCUUCAGUCACCUCUGCAGAGCCGCCAUUUUGACCUUGGAGUCGUCCCGACAUCUAACACAAGGACCGUGUUUGUGGUGGUGGAUUGAAGAGGUGAAUGCUAGUGUUUUGUUUUAGGAGGAGAGUCGCACAAAUCCUCUCAAGUCUUGCUCGAAUUGCUUUGUUUUUGUUAUUGGAAAAUGUGCGGCUAAAGGUGUUUGGAUGUGAAGCUUAGGAGGGCAAGAGGAGAGGAGAGUAGAAAAGAGAAAGGAAGAGGUGGUAGAAGCAGAUGAUGAACGGAGCUCAAGAGAGCAAUCGUAGAGGGAGGUGGCAUUCUGGUUAUUUCCUCACAUGGAAUGGCAGAUCUUGUUAGCUACGGCAAUGCCCAACGCGAAAUCCACCAGGGAUUAAUAGCUUUGAAGAAGGGUGCUCAGCUUCUGAAAUAUGGCCGCAAAGGAAGGCCAAAGUUUUGUCCUUUUAGAAUUUCUAAUGAUGAAACAUCUUUAAUCUGGAUUACGAGCAACGGUGAAAGAAGUUUGAAGUUGGCUGCAAUCUCUAAAAUUAUUCCUGGACAAAGAACUGCUGUUUUCCAGCGGUAUCUCCGUCCUGAGAAGGAUUAUUUAUCCUUUUCUCUUAUUUACAACAACGGGAAAAGGUCACUUGAUCUGAUCUGCAAGGACAAAGUUGAGGCGGAGGUGUGGAUUGCAGGCCUCAAAGCAUUAAUAUCUUCUGGUCAGGGUGGGCGUUCCAAAAUUGAUGGUUGGAGUGAUGGAGGCCUCUAUCUUGGUGAUGGCAGAGACCUGACAUCAAAUAGUGCAAGUGACAGUUCUGUUAGCACUACUCGAGAUAUUAGUUCUGAUAUUUCUGUCAGAUUUAACCCGAACACUUCUUCAAUGAGUUUACGACCUGAGAAUUCUUUUCAUCCUGAAAGGACACAUAUAGCAUCUGACAGCACAAAUAUGCAAAUAAAAGGGUCUGGAUCAGAUUUUCUUCGUGUAAGUGUUUCUAGUGCACCAAGUACUUCAAGUCAUGGUUCUGCACCAGAUGAUUAUGAUGCUUUAGGAGAUGUGUAUAUAUGGGGUGAGGUUAUCUGUGAUAGUGUUGUGAAUGCUGUGGCUGAUAAGGAUGCCAAUUAUUGGAGCUCAAGAGAUGAUGUGCUUCUUCCCAGGCCUUUAGAGUCUAAUGUAGUUUUAGAUGUACAUCAUGUAGCUUGUGGGGUCAAGCAUGCUGCCCUAGUGACAAGGCAGGGUGAAAUUUUUACCUGGGGUGAAGAAUCUGGAGGUCGACUCGGCCAUGGUGUUGGGAAGGAUGUCAUUCAACCUCAUCUUGUUGAGUCACUGGCUGUUACUAGUGUUGGUUUUGUUGCAUGUGGAGAAUUUCAUACUUGUGCUGUUACAAUGGCUGGAGAACUUUAUACAUGGGGAGAUGGGACGCACAAUGCUGGGCUUCUUGGUCAUGGUACUGAUGUCAGCCAUUGGAUACCGAAGAGAAUUUCUGGUCCUCUUGAGGGACUUCAAGUUGCUACAGUAACUUGUGGUCCUUGGCAUACGGCCUUGAUAACGUCAACAGGACAGCUGUUUACUUUCGGGGAUGGAACAUUUGGUGUCUUGGGCCAUGGGGACAGAGAAAAUGUUCCAUAUCCAAGAGAAGUAGAGUCUCUUUCGGGAUUGAGAACAAUUGCUGUGGCAUGUGGAGUGUGGCAUACUGCUGCCAUUGUUGAGGUUAUUGUCACUCAGUCUACUGUUAGUGUUUCAUCAGGAAAAUUGUUCACAUGGGGGGAUGGGGACAAAAGUCGUCUUGGACAUGGAGACAAGGAACCCCGGUUUAAUCCCGCAUGCGUUCAAGCACUAAUUGAUUACAAUUUCCACAAAGUUGCUUGUGGGCAUAGCUUAACAGUUGGUUUGACUACAGCAGGGAAUAUUUUUACAAUGGGGAGUGCUGUGUAUGGUCAACUUGGUAAUCCUUUUGCUGAUGGAAAGAUACCAUGUCAUGUAGAAGACAAGCUUUCAGGGGAAUUUGUUGAAGAAAUUGCCUGUGGUGCAUAUCACGUAGCAGCUCUAACAUCCAGGAAUGAAGUCUAUACAUGGGGGAAAGGAGCUAAUGGUAGGUUGGGCCAUGGAGAUGUUGAAGAUCGAAAAAUUCCUACUCUGGUUGAGGGUUUGAAGGAUAGACAUGUGAAGUACAUUGCUUGUGGUUCUAAUUAUACUUCCGCUAUAUGUCUCCAUAAAUGGGUUUCUGGUGCUGAGGAAUCUCAAUGCUCGGCUUGUAGACAGGCUUUUGGGUUCACCAGAAAAAGGCAUAAUUGCUAUAACUGUGGGCUUGUGCACUGCCAUUCCUGCAGUUCAAGGAAAGCACUAAGAGCAGCUUUGGCUCCUAAUCCUGGGAAACCUUACCGUGUUUGUGAUUCCUGUUUUGCUAAAAUGAACAAGGUUUUAGAAGCUGGUAAUAGUAGGAGGAAAUCUGUACCUCGCCUUUCUGGUGAGAACAAGGACAGGUUGGAUAAGGCUGAAAUAAGAUUAUCUAAAUCUGCAUCUCCUUCGAAUAUAGACUUAAUUAAGCAGUUAGAUAUCAAAGCAGCCAAACAAGGGAAAAAGGCUGAAACAUUUUCCUUGGUUCGUUCUACUCAAGCACCUUCGUUGUUACAAUUGAAAGACGUUUUAUCUACUGCUGUAGAUUUACGAUGGACAGUCCCCAAACCAAUUCGUACUCCAUCGGGAGUGAGUUCCAGAUCUGUUUCACCUUUCUCAAGGAAAUCUAGCCCUCCACGUUCAGCUACCCCCAUUCCAACAUCUGGACUUUCUUUCUCAAAAAAUGUCAUAGAUAGUUUGAAAAAGACAAAUGAACUUUUGAACCAAGAAAUGCUUACGUUGCGUGGACAGGUUGAGACCCUGAGAAAGAGAUGUGAGCUCCAAGAAUCAGAGCUUCAAAAAUCAACUAAGAAAGCUCAGGAAGCUAUGGCACUGGCUGCAGAGGAGUCUGCAAAAUCUGAAGCUGCUAAGGAAGUUAUAAAGUCGCUAACAGGACAGCUCAAGGAUAUGGCUGAGAGGUUGCCACCUGUAGUUUAUGACACUGAGAACACAAAACCAGCAUACUUGCCAAAUGGCUUGGAGCGGAAUGGCGUACACUAUCCAGAUGCAAAUGGGUUGGGACAUUUGAGAUCUGAUUCAAUUGGUGGCUAUUUCCUUGCUUCCCCAACCGCACUUGAUUCUGCCACUAUCAAUGGCACUCAGAGCCCUGCCCAAUUACUUAGGGAAACGACUGGAGCCAAUGGUAGAGAUGGCCAUUCAGAUACUCAACUGCUGAAAGGUACUGCAGGUUUGCAGUCUGGUGACAGCAGUGUGUCAGAGGCUGUUGAUGAAAGAGAAUCUGGGCCUUUCAGAGAUGGCGAAAAUGGCAACAAAUCUAGAAAUUCUGCAUUGGUUGGGAAUGGCUAUCAAUCGGAGGCUGAGUGGAUUGAGCAGUAUGAGCCUGGAGUUUACAUAACUCUUGUAGCACUGCAGGAUGGAACUAGGGAUCUUAAACGUGUGCGCUUCAGAUGUCAGCAUAUGUUCUUAUAUACAGCCGGAGAAGAUUCGGGGAGCACCAAGCGGAAUCUUGGUGGUCAGAAAACCGUGAAAAGGUGUACGAGAGGUACAAUGUGCGCGGAUCAGACAAAACAUCAGUUUCUGGACAAACAGGUCGCAGGUCAGAGGGAGGUCCGUCACCCACUUCACAAGUGUAACAACAAAAGGGAGGGAAGUUUAGUAUCGACCCAUUUUGUUCCUGUGGUAAAGCUAUGGAGCAAGAAAGGAAGCUGUAAGUGUUAUUUUCUUUUCUGUCUCUCUCUUGUAAUGUUUGCUCUUUACAUAUUCUUGUUUUAGGACAAAUAUUUUCUUUUGAUUACCCCUCCUUUUCUGUUCUUUUUUGUUAUCCCUCUAUGAUUCAGUUACUUCCAUUUGAGUUGUGGGUAUUUUUACCUUUGUAUUGUAAUGUAUGUAUAUAAAAUCAUCAAUUGCUAGAUAGUAAAUAAUCUUGUCAAGAAA